AUGCUCGAAUUUGCCGUCGUAGAGCUCGAAAUCGAGGGUUUCUACGAAACUUCGAGCUACUCGACGUACCUGCGGCCGCCGGAUGGAGUCCGCAAGGUGUGGGCGGGGCACAACAUCAGCCGCUUCGACAACGCGCGCAUCCGAGAGGCCUUCAGCGCCCUCGCCCGCGCGCCGCCCGUGCCCGCUGGCGUGGUGGACACGUACGACCUGCUGAGGCGGGAGUUCGGCACCAGAGCUGGCAACAUGAAGAUGGCAUCGCUGGGAGCCUACUGUGGCCUGGGCAUGCAAGUGCACAGGUGGGUCCUGGCUUUGCUGAGUCAGGCGUUAGAGUCCUUGAAGAUUGACUCAGCUGCCACGUGUCAAAAUCUGGCUGCUGGUGCCAGCCAUGCCAACUCGAAGGCGGGAGAUGCUGAGGGGGAACUUGAGGAUGGGGAGGUGGUGGGGGAGGAAGAGGAGGAAGAGGAAGGAGAGGAGGAAUGGGAGGAUUGUGAUAAUGAGCAAGCAAGGUCCUACGGGAAAGAGAAGCACUCGGAGAGCAUUCCUUUGGGCACGGGGGAGAGCAGAGAGGGCGGCGAGGCACAGGGGGAGGCCGGGAGGAAGGAGCAGGUGGGGGAAAGCCAGGCAUGUGAGGGCGAGUGCAUGGUGUGCCCGGGAUGGUGGCAGCAGCGUCACGAGCAGCACGUCAAGGAUGGGGCUUCCUGGCCCAUCGCGUGUGCUCACUUCGACCCCUUCUGGCUGCAGGCUGUGGUCGCGCCGCCUGCUGCUGGUGCUGGCAAUGGGGGGAACGACAGCAGCAGAGGCAGCGGGUGGGGAGGGGGCAGGCGGUACAGCUUGAGGGGAGGGAGUGCUCGGGUGUACCCGAAUGGCUUCACGCCACAGGCACCAUCUGGUGCUGCUGAUAUUGCUCCUGCUGGUGGUGGUUUUGCGGUGGAGAGUGCACCGGCACGUGUGCUGCUGCUGUACAACGGGCGGUCGCUGCACGUGAGGGAGUGCGGUGCAAGGAUCAAGAUGAGUGUGUCGGACCGCUUUGCCUUUGACGAGUCGACGGGCCGCCCGUCCUUCUCGCUGCUGCUCGCCAUCUCGCCCGCCUCUGCUGCCGCCAUCGCUGCUUGCUUCGACGCUCUGCUGGCGUGCGUGGGGAGUGGCGAGGGCGCUGCUGCACGAGGGGAAGAAGGACGUGUGGAGGGCGCAGGCGAGGAGGAGAGGGAUGGUGGGUGCAGGGAGGAGGUGCGAUCGCCCUUUGUGGCAUCGUGGGAGGAGGACGGCAUGAGAGUGAUCCGCGUCAAGUGA
This is a messenger RNA of Closterium sp. Naga37s-1, 1290 nucleotides long. NCBI's taxonomy places the organism in Eukaryota, Viridiplantae, Streptophyta, Zygnematophyceae, Desmidiales, Closteriaceae. The record is from the annotation of a GenBank genome assembly.